Messenger RNA from Amoebophrya sp. A120, 3100 nucleotides. The record is from the annotation of a GenBank genome assembly. Lineage: Eukaryota; Dinophyceae; Syndiniales; Amoebophryaceae.
CGAGUAAAAAGCAACCAUGUCCAUUGAAGCAAUCAACAUCGUCGAGGUGGACGACCAUGGUGGCACCACACUUCCGGCAGCCCAGUCGAUCAGCCACUCUUUCCUCGACAACACCGCCGUAAACGCCGCGACCGAAUUUCUUGACUUUGUCACGAAAAACCUGUCCCGCUCGACGGCCUCGUCCUCCACCAAUUUCCUCCAGAUCGCGAACAAAGUACACACUUCUACCACCGAAACAACAUCUCAAGAACAGCAAGCCGCGGCCGGCACGCUCGAAAAUUAUGUGGCACUAUCGGAAAAAUCCUGGCCCUGCGUGUGGAGCUUGGACGUCUGGCUCACGAUCGCGUUCUGCGUCCUGCUAUCAAAUGCAAAAGUGUCUGGGUCUGGAAGAAUGCAACUUGUAAUGCGUAUUUCAGAACACAGAAAAGUCUCUCAUGCAUAUGUAGCAAAAGCUCCCCACGUUCUGUCAGCAAAGUAGGGGACUUGUCAUGCGGAUUCGGCAUUGCGGAAGCUUCUCGAAAUCUGUGACGCUAGAGCUUCCAUGCCAGACCUUCUGUGUCAUGCAAAAACAGCAUGACUCUUCCAGACCCAGACACUUUUACAUUUGAUAUCUGCUCUUCUUCGGCCUGAUGGUGUUCUUCUGCUGGGCCCUUUCCAAGUUAGAGCCGAAACGGGCGUUGAUGAGCAACAAACUGCUAUCGCAAAACCCUGAUUUCGUCGGACAGAGUGGUCUUGGGAAUGAUUCCACAAUCAACGCACUCUACAACCAGUCGCAAAUGACCGUUCCGCCGGCCAAGCAGUCCACCGUCCGCUUCGGCGGGUAUUCAACCCAGUGGAUCACCGGCCACUCGUUCGACACCGACCCCUCUCAAACCGGCAACAACACAACCCAACUCCGCACGGACGGGUACGCGAAAUACGAACAAGAUCUGAUCGCGGGAAAGGAGAAAGGCGAACGAAACACCGACUUCUUAUCUCCUUUCGACACAAGACAACCCACGAUCGCGCGCCACACCAACAUGCCGGUUUCCGACGUUUCGAACACACUGGUCGCGGAGGCGAAAGCAGCGCUGGGGUCGUUGGCUGGAGCUUCUGCGGCGACCGUGAACUCAAACACCUCGUCCCGCCCCUCCAUCCCCCCACUCGACGGGAACGAUCCGCGCGCCACGGCGCAGCAGAAUGCUUCUGGUGUGUCGGUUUUUACGCAGCGGAGCAGAAAUGGAAAGAAGAACGCAGCGUCGAAUAAUGCUGGGGCGAGCAAGAACCAAUCUACGAGCAAGAGCAACGCCACGACUGCAAAUUCAUCAGUCCCGUCGAACGUUCGCGUGACCAAAGUCGCGUACGUGACUCACAACACCGAAGAGGACGUUGGCGGGGCAAGCGGUCACACUGAGGCCUAUCGAGUGGAAACAUGAUAGAUCUUCGUCUAGGGGUGGUCGCUGGUCGGAAAAGUUCACAUGAUGGUGCUGCAUAAAAAUCAAAAUAUGACAUUGCUUUACUUUCGGCAGAAUACCAAUACGUGACGGACGAGUUCUUGAGAGUCAUGCUAGCCGACCAUGACAAAUCUAUCGAGUCUUUGCCUUCCUCUUCCCGACCUCCAUCCUGUAGAAGUAGAACUACCAUUUGCACAGCUCCAUAAACCCUUCGAGGCCGCUAUGCUUCGUACGCAAAUGCAGGAGCAACGGCAGAAGGUGCACAACACAAAUUACGCCGCCAAAGCGGCGCUCAUCAAGAAGUCCAUUUCGCGCAUCCCCGACUUUUAUCAAAUGCAAAAAUGUCUGGGUCUGGAAGGUUGGAACUUGUGAUGCUAACUUCGCACUCUAAAAAACACUGUAUUGCAUGACCAGCAACAGGGCUCUAGUUUGUGCUACGCGGGGGGGCGUUUGUCAUGCGGAGUAGGCAUCAGGAAGCCCUCUCAAAAUCUGUUAUGCUAGGGCGUGCAUUACAGACGUCCUGGGUCAUGCAAAACAUGCAUGACAAGUCUCAGAAUCUUCCAGACCUAGACAUUUUUACAUUUGAUAACUUCGAAAUCAAUCCGAACGCCGACGACGUGAUCGUCCGGGACUCCGUAGCGAGUAUGAACUGCAAAAGUAUUGUAGUACGAAUUGCAUUUAUGCAUUACAAAUUUCUUUUUCAAGCUAAAUCAGCAUGACAAAUUCCAUUUGUCAUGCUGAGCUAAUUUGUAUUGCACUACUACGAGUCGUGCGAUACAUUUGCAGUGCAUAGCGAGCUCGUCGUACCAAAACGUGCUGAAGGGCUCCAUCGUCGCGAACAGCGACAACAUCCAGUCGGCGCAAUUCGGCGAAGUGGUCGUCAGUCCGGGCGGGAAAACAAUCGACAUCCGGAGCGAAGGGGGUGGGAACGGCGGGGUAAAUCCGGACGCCCUGUGGACCUUUUCGUAAGAAGUGACUGAUUUUUGAUAUACGAAUUCGGUCCGCGGGGUGGUGCAGGCGAAUCAACUUUGUUUUUGUCUCCUUCAUUGGUGGAGAGGAGUUUAUCACUCUGUGGUCGUCUCGGUUGGCGUCGCUAAUGUGCUAGUGUUUGUUCAUGUUUUACAACUUUUUGCUUUCGCUUUAUUGAGUUAUUUACUACGUUUGCUUACAGCUACUUUAUUACCAUGUAGAAGUGCAUUUCAGUUUGUUUUCCAGUAUUGAGUUCACAAUUCGCGAACAGCUGAUGGCAACCAUUACAGUUGUCUAUCGAAAACCUUUUGAAUUUACAGUCACAACACUUUCACUUUGACAUUUCAGUAUAUCCAAUUUCUUGUAUUUCUGUUGAAACAUGCAUGUACAUCUUCAAAAAUCUUUACAUCUUAACACUCUAGUUCGUUUUCAGCGCAGGUCAACAUGCCGGCUCUCGAGGUGGUAGCAGGAGGCAUGGGAACACGUUUGAAUGAAAGGAAGUUCCGCUUCCGGCGUCUACUUCAAACGGAUGGAUAAGUGUAGCACGACCUGUAGCAGCCUUAGCGUCCAACGUGUCGGUAAAUAAGGACGAGUUGUACUAUGGACGGAAUGCGCAUGCGAUAUAUAUUGUGUCAACGAAACGCGGCUGGCGGGUCCACCUCACAGCAACGUCAACUUCCUGCACUGUUCAUACUAAG